UCCUCCAUACUGGAAGCAUGUUUCUUUUGUGGUUGGUGUUAUUUAGAAAAGUUACCCUAAAAUGCAGGCGAGGUCACAACACUCUAAACAGGAAGCUUCCCCACUGCUGCUGAUCUCAUUGAAUCGUAGCCAGAAUAACCCUCUUCACAAUAAACAGAGGAGCAACCUCUGGCAGUGUAAUCAGCAGGCUGCUACCGCUGCAUUAUAGCAGGAUCAGAUUGCAUUUUUCCCAUUGUAUCUCCCCCACUCCCAAGUCCUAUCUUCAACAAGAAUUGAUAGCGGAGAAGCAAGCUCAACACGCUUCAGGAAUUCGCCAAUUCUCUUUCAAAAACUGCGUACAGGAAUUUGGUUGAAAGAUGAAAGAAAUGAAGAGAGACUGUUCCUUAGUUACUACCUUACUCCUGUUGUUGGGCUGUAUCCCAUGGCAUGUGACUGCAGACUCAAAAAAUGGAGAAGAAGACCAGGACAUCCCAGGUGCUGCUUUACCACCACUGAAGCUAGGAAAUUCAAUCUGUGCUUUUAAGGCAGAUGGCGGUGCGUGUAAAGCAAUAUAUACAAGGUAUUACUUCAACAUUCAAACCCGCCAAUGUGAGAUGUUUGAAUACGGUGGAUGCCAUGGCAAUGAGAACAACUUCAUAACACUAGAAGAAUGCCAGGAGAUGUGCGUGGUUUCAGAAUUCCCGGUGAAGAAAACCCGUAGAAGAUUUGGAAAAGAAAAGCCCAACUUCUGUUUUAUGGAGCAAGACCCUGGAAUCUGUCGAGGCUAUUUUUCCAGAUAUUUCUAUAACAAGGAGUCACAGCAGUGUGAAAAGUUCAUGUAUGGUGGAUGCCUGGGAAAUCAGAACAACUUUAAGGCCUUGGAAGAAUGCCAGAUUGCCUGCCAGGACAAUUCAAAUUCACUGCAAUUAGCCCACUAUGAAGAACACCCCAUCAUGAUGAACAAUAGCUCUCCUGUUGCAAAGCCUGUGUUCUUAGAACCAGCUCCUCUCCCUUCUCUCUGCAUGACUCCUGCGGAUCGAGGCCUUUGCAAAGCCAAUGAGAAAAGAUUCUUCUAUGAUCACUCAACUAGAAGAUGCCAUCCAUUUAGCUACAGUGGGUGCGGUGGGAAUGAAAAUAAUUUCAACUCCAAAAACUCUUGUCUGAGGACCUGUAAGAAAGAUUUCAGUAAAAAACAAGGACGAAGAGGUUUAUUGAAAAUCAAGCGAAAAAGAAAGAAACAGCCAGUGAAGCUGACGGAAGAUGAAAUCAUCAUUGAAAGGAUAUAACUUCUGCUGUUUUAAAAGAGAAAUGUGAACUACUCCAUUAUCUUUCAUCUGUGAAUGAAAGCAUUAAUGACAGCAUUUUUAAACUCCUUACUGUACCAAUCAUUUGAUUAUACAUUAUUGGAUGGCUUAUCUAUUUUGUUUUGUAUUCCUCUUUCAUGUGUGCUAAGCAAUCAGUAUUUAAUUUUUCUCUGAUAAACUUAGUUAAAAAUGCAGUUUGGCAAUGUACACCCACCAAUAGAGCUGAAGUAGAACAAAACAGACUGUGGGUGUAUAUCUGAGCCACAAUGAUUCAAAGAUCAGGCAGGCUUCACCUAGUCUGUUUUAUUAUCUUGUUUGUCUCCCUCUAGAAACUUUCUUCUCAAAAGGACGUACAGUGCUUUUUAUAUAGGAGCAUGAAUAAUUCAUUCCUGAAUACAGAUAGAGGGCUAUUGCUAAAAAGAGAGACUGGGCCUAAUUCUGAUCUCAUUUAUUAUACAUUGUGUAAACGAGGUCUAAACUCUGCUGGAGUCCGUGGAGCCAGACUGCUGUAAAUAGGGUGUAGGAUCAGAGUUAGUCCCACUAAGACCACAAAGAGAAUAUUCAAGUCAUAAACAUGUGGAGAAAUGUCACUGUGGAUAUUCACAAAGCCCAAAGUAUAUCAGGGACACCGAUCUCUACAGUUGAAGUCACCAAGCCUCACCUUGUUGUGGCAAUGGAAACAUGGCUGGCAAGAUAAUAGUUCCCGGUAAAGCAUGUAUAUCUUUGUCUAUUUAAAGACAAAACAAAAAAUUGUAAGUAAGUUGGGCACUUUAAAGAUCUCAUGAUGUGUCCUGUCCCUUUGAAAAUAUAAUAGAUGCUGGAUAGGUUUUUGUUUGUUUGUUUGUUUUUUAAAAAGAGCAUUUAUCAUUUGGCAAUAAAGGCUUUGCAUAUAUAAAAAUGA
This is a messenger RNA of Trachemys scripta elegans, 2184 nucleotides long. It is a transcript of the gene TFPI, whose product is annotated as tissue factor pathway inhibitor. The record is from RefSeq and is a predicted model, not a curated record. Gene Ontology annotation, molecular function: serine-type endopeptidase inhibitor activity. Gene Ontology annotation, cellular component: extracellular region. Gene Ontology annotation, biological process: negative regulation of peptidase activity. The coding region runs from base 357 to 1265 and encodes 302 amino acids. NCBI's taxonomy places the organism in Eukaryota, Metazoa, Chordata, Testudines, Emydidae. The transcript is spliced from 8 exons.